Molecule: messenger RNA, 918 nt
Organism: Ostreococcus lucimarinus CCE9901
Lineage: Eukaryota; Viridiplantae; Chlorophyta; Mamiellophyceae; Mamiellales; Bathycoccaceae
Exons: 1
Coding region: 1-918 (305 amino acids)
Biological process (GO): regulation of gene expression
Cellular component (GO): nucleus; cytoplasm
Molecular function (GO): mRNA binding
Source: RefSeq, a predicted model, not a curated record
AUGAACACGAGAGGCAAUAACGGUCUCGUCGUCGGGCCUCAAGGUUCGAACGUGAAACGCAUCGAGGACGAGACAGGGGCGAGAGUAAAGUGCUUGAAAGAUAAGACCACCGUGGAAAUUUACGGCUCGCCCGAGGCCGUGCGCCGCGCGACGGACAAAAUAAUCGAUUUGCUCGAAGCGAAGAGUGGCGGCUCGCGAGAUCGUCCUGGUGAAAAGCGUCGUCGCGACGACGACAGGUUCGGCGACGACAAUAAACGCCCUAGGGGGGCGCAAAAUGAUUCACUUUUAGACUACCUUCGUUCAUCCGCGGUUGAACUCGGGGUUUCGAAGGAGUUUCCGCCAGACUUCGUCGACGAAUCAAACGCGGACGAACAAGGUAACGUCGAGGAAACGGCGAGCAUCACCAACUACGUCGGGCUCAUCAUCGGUAAGCAAGGUCGCAUGCACUCUGAGAUUCAACGCAUCGUGGACAUCCCCAUGACGAUCAACAAGGAAGACGAGACCGUGACUUUCAAGGGACCGGCCGCGAACGUCGGGCGAGGUCUGGCGUUGAUUCGCGAGGUGAUUGAGUUGACGAACGCGGUGCGAGACGCUCGAAACGCGACUCGCGAACGCGACGACGUGGAAGAGACCAUCUCCAUCACCGGCAACGUAGGCGCCGUCGUGGGCAAACAGGGAAACACGGUGAAGCGCAUCAAGUCACAGUUGCCCCGCUGCUUGUUCCAAGUUGAUCGAAAUUCUGAAACCGUCCUCGUUCGCGGCGCGCCGGAGAUGGUCGAACUCGCGAAACGGCUGGUGAGCGAGGCGAUUGAGAACGUCCAAGCGAGAGCGCGCGAACGUGGCGGUGACGUCGACGCGGAUAUGGGCGGCGAAGCGCCGAUGGAACAGGAUCGCGACCUUCGCGAGCGGCUUGGAUAA